Messenger RNA from Rhagoletis pomonella (apple maggot), 1923 nucleotides. RefSeq names its product Down syndrome cell adhesion molecule-like protein Dscam2. Lineage: Eukaryota; Metazoa; Arthropoda; Insecta; Diptera; Tephritidae. The transcript has 7 exons. The record is from RefSeq and is a predicted model, not a curated record. Bases 115 to 1551 code for a protein of 478 amino acids. Gene Ontology annotation, molecular function: protein binding.
GAAACUGAUCCCGAGGUUGUUAAGUCAACAAAUCAAUAUGUCACGGUGGAAAAUCUACGCAAAUACACCAACUACACGGUUUGGGUGAUUGCUUACACCAAAGUGGGCGAUGGAAUGAAGACGAAAUCAUUUUAUUGUCGUACACAUGAAGAUGUUCCUUCUGCACCACAGGCUAUUAAAGCAAUACCAGCCUCCAGCACAAAAAUAAUUGUAUCAUGGCUACCGCCGGAAUUUCCUAAUGGAGACAUUAUCGGUUACACUUUCUAUAUGUCAAUGCUUGAAGGUGGUCGCGAAGAAGGUACCCACAAACGUAUUCUUGGGCCUUUUGUCGAAAUGCAUGAGACGCAGCGGACACAAGAAUCGGCUACAUAUCAGUUUUGGCUUACAGCCGCAACAAAGAUUGGUGAGGGUGAGAAAACUCAGGUUGUGACGGUGCCCCCGAACAACAAAGUUCCCGCACGUAUAGUCUCCUUCAGUCAGCGUAUAAUAAGCCCUUGGAAAGAGCAUAUUGAAUUACCUUGCCGAAAAGUGGGUUCCCCAGCACCUGUGACCAUUUGGAGGCAAGACGGGCACAAUAUGGAUACAAAUGCGCGAAAGGUGAUUGCGAAGAACGGUACUCUCUAUAUACGUGAAUGUCAGGCUAUUGAUGCUGGCAAUUAUACGUGUAGCGUCGAAAACACUUGGGGCAAGGAUGAGAUUGUAUAUAAUAUUGUUAUAAAGGUGCCACCAGACGCACCGAAUCUUACAGUGGUGAAUAGCUAUACAGAUAGCUUACAUCUGGAGUGGAUGGAUAAUAGUCAUGGUGGAAGUCCAAUUCUCGGUUAUGUGAUAAACUAUAAAAGAGAAAAUGGCGAUUGGGAGGAACUGCAAGUAGAUGCCAAAACGAACUCACAUUUAUUAACUAAUUUAUGGUGCGGAACUCGGUAUCAGCUCUACAUAACUGCGUACAAUAAGAUAGGGACAGGAUUGCCAUGUGAUAUCGUCAAUUCGUACACGAAAGGAAAUCCGCCUGUACAGCCGAAACAUUCUCAAAUGAUAACGAACAAUUCAACGAGUGUGACAUGUUGGCUGGACUCAUGGGGCGACGGCGGCUGCGGCAUUUUAUAUUUUAUGAUCGAAUCUCGGAUGUUUGGAAGAUCACAAUGGAAUGUCGUUUCAAACCAUAUUCCUCCGACAGAACGCAUCUAUACGGUUAGUGAUUUAGUUCCUGGUACAAAAUAUCAAUUAAAAGUUGCGUCUCAUAAUAAUGCUGGGUCUACAACGGCAGUAUACAACUUUACUACACUUUCACCACAAGGAGUUAUCUACACAACCGAUCACGCGAAUCCUGUGUCCCAUAUGAGCGAUGGACCCUUUUAUGCGAAUUUUAAAGUGCUACUUCCUGUCUGCCUUUCGAUGUUUCUAUUAUUGGGUAUAAUAGCAGCGGUUUUACUCAUACGCAAAAGAAAAUGGAUUUUAAAACUGGAUAAGCACUUGCAACGUGAGAACCGAAAGUUUUUAAUGUUUGUCGAUAAUUGUCCGGCACACCCAAAGCCGUCCAAAAUAAAUUGAAAUCUAUUGAAUUGGUGUUCUUUCCACCGAAUAUGACAGCCAAAUUAGGGUCGUAAAAGAAGCCUUAAGGCGUAUAGAGGUAAACCAAAAACAGGAUGUUACUCUUAUUGAUUGCAUCAAUCAUAUCUCAGAAGCUUGGGAUAUUGACAUUAGUAAAAAAAAAAAUCGCCAACUGCUUAAAAAAACCUGGAUUUAGUCAGUGUUCUGCAUGGGACGAAGAGGACGACAUACCUUUAAUUUACCUUCGUGGAUUUGAUGAAAUAAAAACUUAAUAAAUGCUGAAUACGAAGAAUGGCUAAGAAUUAGUGAAAUAACUUCCAACGCCGCUCUUCAGGAUUACUGAAAACUCCAAGAGGAAAGUAGAUUUUCUGU